UAAUGGAUUAUGGAUACCGGGGAGCUGACAUGUUUGACAAAGACCGUAGCCCAAACCCAACAAACCUUCAUUAGUUUUAGUACUAAACCCAUAAAACGACAACAAUCCACGAUAAAGGCGUUUUUCUUUCUCGAAGGAAAAGUUGGCACUCGGUGGCACUGGCACUCACCUCCUCUCUCCCUCUCCCACCCAGGACAUUAAUGGGGGAUGCUUUAGUGCAAGAUUUGAUAAGUGAUUUGCCUGAAAGCAUUAUAGAGAGUAUUCUAACCCGUUUGCCAAUAAGAGAUGCUGUAAGAACUAGCAUUUUAUCAAGUAAAUGGAGGUACAAAUGGGCUUCGAUUACUCAACUUGUGUUUGAUGAUAGAUGUGUUACCCUACGUAGUGACCGAGCUUUAGUUGAGAAAAGUCUCAUAGACUUUAUAACUAAGGCUCUCUUUCUUCACAAAGGACCAAUUCACAAGUUCCAGCUUUCUACAUGGUACUUGCAGAACUGCUCAGACAUAGAUCAAUGGUUACUUUUUCUUUCAAGGAAUGACAUUAAGGAAUUGGUUCUUGUAUUAGAAGAAGAGGAAGGAGAGGGCGAGUUGUUUAGAGUACCUGCUAGUUUAUUUCAUUGUAAGAAAUUGACCCGUUUGGACCUAUUUCGUUGUGAGUUAGAUCCACCCCUUACUUUUAAGGGAUUCUCGUAUUUAAACAGUCUCACUCUUCAUCAAGUGCUGGUUGCCCCUGAUGUAAUUGAGAGUCUAAUUUCUAGCUGCCCUCUACUUGAAAAUCUUGCUAUAUCUUACUUUGAUAGCUUAGCUUUAAACAUAAAAGCUCCAAAUCUCAAGUUUUUGUUCCUUGAGGGUGAAUUUAAGGACAUAAAACUUGAGAAUACUCCACUUUUGGUUGCUAUGUCUGUUGAUAUGUAUAUGACAGAGGACAAUGCUGAGCACUUUGAACAAAGCUCAAGUUGCAAUUUUGUCAAGUUUCUUGGUGGGGUGCCUCUUCUUGAGAAGCUUAUUGGGCGCGUGUACUUUACCAAGUAUUUGAGUAUAGGUUAUGACUUGGGAAAACUUUUAGUUACCUAUGAACAUUUGAAGGUCAUUGAAUUAAAUCAAGUGUGUUUCGAAGAUAGGAAAGAGAUAUAUGUGGUUCUUCGCUUGAUUAUGAGCUCUCCAAAUUUAACAGAGCUUCAAAUCUCAGGGCCCACAAAUGCUGUGGAUUUCGUGAUUGCGUUGGAAGCGUCUGAUUUGAAAUUUUGGGAGAAAGAAAGCCUUUCAAAGUACUCUUUCGAAAAGCUCAAACUAGUGAGAAUGACAUGUAUGUCUGGUGUGCCACAUGAAAUGGAAUUCAUCAAGUUUUUGCUCAGCAGAUCUCCAGUGCUCGAGACAAUGAGUGUUGCCCCUUGUUCAUUGUGUACUAUAGCUAGACGAUUGAAUAUGCUGACCGAGUUGGUUAAGUUUCGACGAGCAUCUCCUCAAGCUGAAAUUGUAUUCACCCAUGAAUAAGUAUUAUGUAUGACAAUUUCAUUAUCUUCCAUUUCUUUAUCAAACGAGCUUUUAGCAGAGUUAGUAUCCCCAGUUGCAUUUAUCUUAUAAAUCAAUAAAAUCUAGAGUAACUGAGAGGAUAUACUGCUUUUGUUUGUUGUCACAAAAAUGUAAAAAAAAAAAAAAUUUCCACCCAGUGAUUGGUUGCCGUGCUAA
This is a messenger RNA of Cannabis sativa, 1685 nucleotides long. RefSeq names its product F-box/FBD/LRR-repeat protein At1g13570. Gene Ontology annotation, molecular function: protein binding. The coding region runs from base 201 to 1490 and encodes 429 amino acids. NCBI's taxonomy places the organism in Eukaryota, Viridiplantae, Streptophyta, Magnoliopsida, Rosales, Cannabaceae. The record is from RefSeq and is a predicted model, not a curated record. The transcript is spliced from 4 exons.